Molecule: messenger RNA, 2436 nt
Organism: Symbiodinium sp. CCMP2456
Lineage: Eukaryota; Dinophyceae; Suessiales; Symbiodiniaceae
Source: the annotation of a GenBank genome assembly
AUGGAGGCUCACAGCCUGAGCCUCUGGCACUCACCCGCUCGAGGCUGCCUUGGGCGCCGCUGGACUGCGCAAGCCGUGGUGCCAGAGGUCUGGAGCAAUGGCGGAAGCAGCAGCAGCAGCUCAAGGAUCGCCGGGACUGCAACGACUCGAACGCCCUGGCUGCGGCUUGGAGUAGGCGCCGGCCUAGCGCUCGCGGCGAAGACCCGUGGCCCUCAGCCGAGAGAUCCGGACUUGGUGGGCCUGUCCAUGCUGAACAAGGAUCUGCCAGCGGAUGAAGAUGUGAGAGACGUGCCGAAGCAAAGAAGGGAGGAUGACGAGUCUUGGGUCUUCUGGGAGGAGCAGCUCCACCCGACCCCGGGGCCGAAAAAUCAGCCUCGGGACAAGGUCCCGGAGCCUUUGCCAUCGCCUCUCCCUUCCCUGGAGCCUCCGGCACCGGGCGAGGGGGAUGAUGUAGAGGAUCAGGCUGCCAACUUCGAAAAGGCUUAUCGGCCUGCAGAGCCAGCGAUCAUGGGCUCCGACGGCAGCCCACUCGAGGUUCCCUUCUACUCCACCUUUGAAGAUGCCGUGAGCGAGCUUGGAUAUCCACCUUUUCUUCAGGCCGCAAUGGCUCGGCGUGGAUUCUACUACUUGACACCGGUGCAGCAGUGCUCCCUGCCUUUGAUGAAAGAUGGGCACGACUUUCUUGCCUCUGCAUUCACUGGCUCGGGCAAGACAGCCGCGUAUUUGCUCCCCAUCCUCAAGAAUUUGCACGAGGUAUCCAGACUGAUUCCAGGCACGAGUGUGGCUAGCCACUACAAGACCAAGGACAACAGUCGCAGUGCCAAGCCUGGCCUCGGUGUGGUGAAGGGAAUCAAGAAUGGUCGAGCAGCGCUGGAGUUCGAAGCUGCAGCGGGCAAGACGCAUCGACAGCUGGUGCCGGUCGAAUGGGUGGUCGGCGCGCCAGAACCUCCGCCGAAGAGGAGGUGGCAGGGUCCGGCAGUUCCGAAGGCCGUUGUCUUGGUGCCUACGCGGGAGCUCAGCGAGCAGGUGCAUAACGAAGCCAAAGAGUUUCUGCACUACUCCCCGCUGCGAAGUGCAGCCAUCUACGGCGACAGCAACCUGCGCUCGCAGUUCCGUGACUUGGCGCACGGAGCAGACAUUCUGGUGGCGACGCCGGGGCGUCUGAUUGAUGCUCUGCACAAGGGCAUGAUUCGCCUUGACGAGGUCCGGUUUCUAGUUCUCGACGAGGUGGACAGGAUGAUGGAAUUAGGAUUUGGGAGUCAGCUAGAGGAGAUCGUCACUCAGGGUGCCAUGCCUGGCAAACUUGGUGGUCGACAGACGACUUUCUGGUCCGCAACCAUCCCCCUCUCGGUGCGAGAGCUGGCAGAAGCCUUUCUGGGAACACAGUGUGCUUGGGUGGACUGCACCGGUGGCCAAACUAAUCCAGUGCCGACGACUAUCUCCCAUGUCUUCGUCGACGCCCGUCCUCCGCAUCGUGCGCUUCGCGAGUUUCAACCAGGAGAUCCGGUGAUCACAAAGGGUGGCAGGCGCGGUAUCGCAGAGUUCCAGGUUGGCCGUAAAUGGCGAGUGCAGUUUGAUGACGGUGAUCUCGUCCAGCGCAAGAUGCUCUUGAAGGGACGACUUCACCACACAAGCUUGCGGACAGACUCCAGUGUGCGAUGCAAGCUGGAAACGUUGAGAGCGGUCCUCGAAGCUCGCGAGUUCGAGGAGGCCACGAUCAUCGUCUUUUGCAGGAGACGCGACACUGUGAUGGAGGUAUACCGCUACCUGAAGGAGCAGUUUGAGGGGGUAGUGACCUGCCAUGGCGGCAUGACGCAGUCUUUCCGCAGCAAGUCCAUCAAGGCACUGAAAGAAGGAAGCGCAGAUAUUCUGGUCGCCACGGACAUUGCGGCGCGUGGCUUGGACGUGGAGAGCGUGACCCAUGUCAUCAACUACGAGCUACCGCUGGUCCUGGAUGAGUUCGUGCAUCGCAUCGGAAGAACUGGGAGGAUCGGUCGCGAGGGCACCGCCGUAACCUUCGUCACCGGACGCGAGAAGAUCUUCGGGGCUAUGCGACGCAUGGUCCUCUCUCAAGGCCACAAAGUUCCGGACUGGCUCAACUUUCAGGGUCUGCAGCUCGCGUGGAGACCAAGGAACUACAAGCUCCCGUUCACCAAAGUCCGGAAGGGGAUUCCUCAGGAUGCUCCACCGGAGGUGCGAGAUGCCUACAUGGAGAAAAACCGCGACAUGCAGCGGAGGACGAAAUCCAAGCUGAUGACCCGCAUGGCCGAGUUGGAAGGUACGCCAGUGGAUCCGAGGGAGCUACACCGAAGGUCGGUGAUGAUUGUUGAUUCUGUGGAGGAGGAGACGCAGGUUGAAGAGGACAUCGACUUCACGGAUCAGUUCGCGGAAGCUGAGCAACCCAUGCUGGCUAUGGAGCCUAUGGAGGGCAUGUGA